GUCAUGGUGCCGAUGUAAAGUGUGUGGACUGGCAUCCACAGAAGUCAUUAAUAGCAUCUGGAAGUAAAGAUAACCAAGUACCAAUCAAACUCUGGGAUCCAAAGUCAGGACAAAGUUUAGCUACAUUGUAA
Messenger RNA from Ruditapes philippinarum (Manila clam), 131 nucleotides. RefSeq names its product pre-mRNA 3' end processing protein WDR33-like. Gene Ontology annotation, molecular function: protein binding. Lineage: Eukaryota; Metazoa; Mollusca; Bivalvia; Venerida; Veneridae. Gene Ontology annotation, cellular component: mRNA cleavage and polyadenylation specificity factor complex. The record is from RefSeq and is a predicted model, not a curated record.